AUGUCUUCAAUUAUACAGGAUCAAUUUUCAACAGGUAUCUGUAUUACUGACAAUGAGACAAAUUCGGAUACGGAUAAUUCAUUGACCGGUGGAAGUGGUUCUACCGGUGGUCUACAUUCAGAUUAUCAGCCGCCAUAUUUUCCUCCACCGUACUAUCCAUCUAUAACUACACCAAUGAUGAUGAUAACGACAACAACGGAGACAGCAACUAAUAGUUUAGGAACAAAUUUCUAUCAUAAUAGUGGACAAAACACAUCAUUUAUAAAUGGUUCAAAUAAUUAUUCUAGUAAUUUUUAUCAUCCGAAUUUAUGUCAUGAUUCAAAUAUAUUUAAUCAACAUUUACACACUUCUCAACAUCAUCAUCAUCACCACCAACAACAACAGUCAAGAUUACAUACAAACGCAUCGAAUUUUCCAUUUUCUUCAUAUUUUACCACAAAUCCAAAUUAUUAUUCAUCAGUUAAUUAUAUGAAUGGAUCUGUAUUAACUAAUGAAAAUUUAUCAUCACUGUCAUCAUCUUCAUCUGAUAUGAAUCAUACAAAUAAUAUGUUUGCAAAUUAUCCAUUCAAUUAUUCUAUACAAAGUGGUAUUCAAACAUGUAACACAGCAACAAUAGCAGAUCAGAUUGUAAACAUUCUUCCACGUUCUAAAUUAUCUGAAAUGGUUGAUCAUCUAACACAAAAUAACAAUAAUCACAGUGGAUGUAAUAAUAAUAGUAAUAAUAAUAAUAAUAAUAAUAAUAAUAAUAAUAAUAAUAAUAAUGGUGGUGGUGGUGGUGGUAAUUCUAAAACACUACAUUUAAAAAUCGAUGAUGAAGUACAUGACGUGGAAACUUCAGCUACCAGUUCACAGUCUUCUUUCAUACAUCGUCCAAAUAUGCAUCACUGUUCACUUAUACCUGAAUAUGAAAUGGUAGAAAAAAAUUUUGGGCAAUCACAUCAUACAACAGAAUCAAACUAUCAACAAAGUGGAACUCCUUCAUCAAUUGAUACUACCGAAUCAUCUCCACACAAUUCAUCGCAAUUUUUAUCUCCAGGAUCAAAUAAAGGAAAUUUUGAAAUAGGAUCUGAAAUUAACAGAAUGCAAAUGAGUAGUACAUCAACAAAUGAUCCUAGUAGAAAUAUCUAUUCGUCUCCAGUAUCAUGUGGAAUGAAUACCAAUGAAUUAAAUUUAGAAGAUAAAGUAAGGAAUCAUGAAGAGGAGAAAAAUGCUUUAAGAACAUUUAAUUAUCCUGAUAUAAAUUCAUUAAAAAAUGUAUUCACCAUGGGAAUUACUUCAGAAAUUCAAAACUUAACAGAAGGUUUUUUAAAUGAUCCUACAAAUGUUAUGCUACAAACAAACUUAACUCAAAAUUUAGAUCAAUCUAAUACUUAUAUGUCACAUUCUCAAGGAGCAAGAUUUUCAACAAGUUUUAAUACUGAAUGCACACAGAAUGUUAUUUAUCAACCGACUGCUUCAGUAAUACCUGAACAACCGUUUAGUCGUUUAUCUGGUGGGGGAAAUGGUGGAAAAAAUGGAUUUUGUAAAAGAGAAAGUUUACGAUAUAAAACCUUAUCUUCUCAUUUUCUUUCCAUUGAAGCAAUCAGAUAUAAAACAGCUUUAGAUGGACGAACUGAUUUUAUUCAUGCACCGAGCCCAUCCGACAUAUUUUGUACUGUUCCUGGACGUCUAUCAUUACUCAGUUCAACUUCAAAAUAUAAAGUAACUGUUGCGGAAGUUCAAAGACGUCUGUCACCACCAGAAUGUUUGAAUGCUUCAUUGCUUGGUGGUGUUUUACGCCGAGCAAAAUCUAAAAAUGGAGGAAGAUCAUUGCGUGAUAAGUUGGACAAAAUUGGGUUAAAUUUACCAGCUGGACGACGAAAAGCGGCAACAGUUACUCUGUUAACUUCACUUGUUGAAGGUGAGGCUAUUAGAAUGGCUCGUGACUUUAGUUAUUUAUGUGAAAAUGAGUUUCCACAUAGAAUAUGCGCUGAAUAUCUUUCACGUACUUUGAAUGGAUGUGAUUACAGUGAUGUGCAAAAGAAACGAAAUCAAGUAAUCUCAACAAAACAAAUGUUGGGUGAAAUCACUGAUUUAUUAACAAAAGACAGAAGUCCACUUGCAGUGAAUCCACUUCCACCAAAUCGAACAACAAAUUGUCUUGAUGUUACUACACAAAAAUCAUUAACUCAUUUCAGUCAUAUAACACAUGGAUUUGGUGGUUUAACAUUAAUUAGUGCUUUAAAUACAUUUCAAACAAUUCUAUCAGAUUUACUUAAAAUUUUAAAUAAAGAUAGUCAGUCAAUUACUCAUUCUACAAAUAGUUCAACUAUAUAUACAGAUAGACAUACACCUGUAACUUCAAGUAUUUGUCAUCAUCAUCAACUACAACAAUUUUCAAAUAAUACUAUAUCUAAUACUUUAAAUGAAGCUCAAACAUUAUCUUCAUUAUCUUUGACAAUUAAUACAGAUCCAUUAAACAAUAAUAAUAAUAAUAAUAAUAAUAAUAAUAAUAAUAAUAAUAAUAAUAGUAAUAUACAACGUAGAAAAUAUAUUAUGCAACAUAUGAAUGAAAAUAAUUCAUCAGAUCUAAGAAAUAUUAUAUCUAUGCAAAGAAGUAAUUUAGACAAUGAAGUUGAAAAUGGUACUAGUCUAAAUGGAAUUAGAUAA
This is a messenger RNA of Schistosoma guineensis, 2649 nucleotides long. The record is from the annotation of a GenBank genome assembly. NCBI's taxonomy places the organism in Eukaryota, Metazoa, Platyhelminthes, Trematoda, Strigeidida, Schistosomatidae.